Molecule: messenger RNA, 2853 nt
Organism: Colletotrichum destructivum
Lineage: Eukaryota; Fungi; Ascomycota; Sordariomycetes; Glomerellales; Glomerellaceae
Exons: 8
Coding region: 1659-2714 (351 amino acids)
Source: RefSeq, a predicted model, not a curated record
CACAUUCCGAUCUCCAUCACCUAUUCUAGCCCUUUCGCAGCUUCAUGUUCCAGAGGUCAACCACCAUCCAGAAAAUGUAGCCGCCCGGCUGGUCGCAGAGGCUUGAAACGAUUAAGCUUCUCUCUCGUCCCUCUCAUCCCCCUUCCCCUUCGACAUAUCCGAAUUUCACUCAACAUACUGCUCACACGUCUUUUCUUCCAGUCCCAUUCUUCAUCAACCCGCUAAGCCUUGGCAGGCUCCUCCUUCGGUGCCUCUCAUCAUGUGAGACUCCAGCUACUUUGGUGCGUUGGCGCAGACAUCGUGGGGCGGCGCAUCUCCCUUGAAAAUCCAUCCAAUAUAUGCCUCCACAAACCCAGCGGCAAGACGUCAUCGUCGUGUUGCCAAGUGCCUAGCAGGGACAAACACGUCGAUCAUUGAUGCCGCUGUACAUAUACCAAAUGGCUUCGAUUGGUGCGGCAAUAAUUACUGGGUACAGCAUAUGAUGUUCGACUGAGCAACGACAUCUUCAGACGGCGCAACUUUUAUGUGCUGUCUCACCAGAAGGCGCUUUUCUACACUGCAGAUAUACUAGAACAUGAUGGGCUUGAUCGUGCGGCGGCUUGCCCUGGUCGGGCACAGUUCGGGCUGCCUGACGCUGAUAAUGAUACAGCUUAACAGUGACGGUCAACGGUUGACAAUUCGCUUGCUUGAAGACAGACUUGCUUGAUAUGCGGCUCGCGAGAUUGAUCAUCAGCCGAAGGAGAGGACUUGCGCAACAACUAUCCGUGGUUAACCGGAACGGAGGAUUUGUGAUUAGAAGUUGAUCCCGUCUCGAUCCUAGUAACCAAGAGGACCCGAAAUGCGGCUGUUCUCUCUUAACGAGAUUCCAACAAACGACUGUUAGUUCCUUGUCGCCGCCGCCGCCGCCACCGAAAGUGCAAUCGGCCGGCUCACUCCCGUCCGGGGAUACGAGCGAAUGAUAACAAGAUCCAGAGCAUAAGAAAGCGGAAAGGAGAAAUAUGUAUAAGUGCGUAAGUUACCGGACGAAGUGGUGUCCCGGGAGGUUGAGCUAAACCUCGGCGGUCAUGGUCCACAAUCCACGGCCGCAUCCGGCGCAGGGCUUGCGAUCAGCCCCGGGCCUUCCCAACCGCUCUCCCUAUCUUCCCAGCUUUCGCAUCACCAACAUGUAUCCCCCUUCCCGUCGGAGCCAAUCAUCGGCCCCGGAAAUCAACCCGAGGUUUCUCCCUCAAUCCCCAUGUUGCGCGUGUGGCUUCCCAAGGUUCCGAUCGACUGAAAGCCAUCUUUGUGGCUAGAACCUGUCCGAUUCACCCGUCCUCCGCCAGUGUUGUUCUGGGCUUUCCGCCAUGUUCCCUUCAUCCCGCCGGAUGCGGUUCGGUGGCUCUCUGGCCUGGAAUUCUUCGUCGUUCCACCCGACUUCUGUCUCAGUGAUAUAAGUGCAUGUGGAUCCGCCUUGGGGGAUGGGUUUGUUGUGUCUUUCCGCCUCUCCUUUGUAUUGCAAAUACCCUGAGUUUCCGCCUUGAUUCCCUCGGAGGGUAUCCCAUUGACAAAAUAUCAAGGCAGCACACUCAAGUCGGGGCCGCCGUUACCGACGUCAUUCGAGGUAUAAAAUUCACCGCAGAACGUUUACCCGGUGAACGUUUCGGUCCUGCCAGUAUACGAUGGCAGGUCUGCCAGUGACGGCGAAAGCAGAGUGUUGGGUUUGGUACGGGUUGGCCAUCUGCUCGGUCAUCAUGAGAUUUAUGUCACAGUAUAUCAUCAGAAAGCGCAAGUUCCUUCGCGACAUUCCCGCGGAUGAUAUUGUGAUGCUUGUUCUUGUCUUUAUAUAUACUACGGCAAUCGCUACCCUAUACAUGUACUUCGAGAUUGUUGCAGAGACCGAUUUCGAAACCAUCACCCCCGAGCAAAGUGCCGCAAUCGGCUACGAGCUGGGGGUUCUCAACAUCCUCGCCGAAACGGCCAUAGAAACAACGCUGUGGGGUAACAAAUGCUGCCUCCUCAUACUCUACAACCGCCUGACUCUCUUUGGUCACUACCGGAAGACGUGGUUCGCCGUCGCCGCCUUCACGGGGCUGGCAUACCUUAUGGUCAUCGUGGCACUCUAUGGAGGGUGGUGUCGUCCAUUCUCCGACUACAUGGAACUCGUGCCUGGAAACUUGGAGUGCUUGACGUGGACGAAUUACAACAUCCUGCAGAUCACGAUGAACCUCUCGACGGAUCUUAUUCUGCUGCUAAUACCCGUAACACUUAUCAGCAAAUUGAAAAUGAGGAUUGGAAAGAAAAUCCUUCUCAUCUGCCUCUUCAGCAUGGGCGUAUUCGUCAUGCUCUGCGCAAUCUUGACCAAGGUCAUGGUCUUCACCCACUCGGUCGAUCCCGUAUGGUUCCUGUGGAGUGUUCGAGAGGGCAGCACGGCGAUGCUGGUCGGCAACCUCGUCCUCGGCUUGCCGAUCCUCCGGACCUGCUGGCGCUUCUUCGUUCCCAGAACCGACGGCAGCUCGGGGGCCAAGUCGUCAAAAGCGAGCUCGGGUAUCACGGGCGACUCGUACGCUUCAAGGAAGGCCAUGGGCGACACAGCGGCCUUGGAGCCGCUCUCAUCGAGGUCGGCGCCGACAGGGCGGGUGGCGAUCAACAGCGUUUACACGGACAUCGAGCUUCACGGCAAGGACGGUACGCAGGGCAUGACACGGAGGCUUUCGGUCGGGCAGGAGAGCGUAUGAGACUCAUUUGGUCGAGUCGAGGGACGGAGCGGCGGAUAAGGCUCAUAAUGUUUAAUGUAGGCUAUGUGACUCCACGGACAGUUCGCUGUAGGGAAGCUUUGUAGAGAGUAACUCCGAAUCGAAUGGUUCUUGUGCUACC